This is a messenger RNA of Dryobates pubescens (Downy woodpecker), 605 nucleotides long. It is a transcript of the gene ISCA2, whose product is annotated as iron-sulfur cluster assembly 2. The transcript has 4 exons. The record is from RefSeq and is a predicted model, not a curated record. The coding region runs from base 23 to 529 and encodes 168 amino acids. Gene Ontology annotation, biological process: iron-sulfur cluster assembly. Gene Ontology annotation, molecular function: 4 iron, 4 sulfur cluster binding; iron ion binding; 2 iron, 2 sulfur cluster binding. Gene Ontology annotation, cellular component: mitochondrion. NCBI's taxonomy places the organism in Eukaryota, Metazoa, Chordata, Aves, Piciformes, Picidae.
GGGGCGCGACGCUGAGCGCAGUAUGGCGGCGCUGAGGGGCUGGUGGAGGUUGGCGCUCGGCGGCCAGAGCAGCUGGUGUCCAGCUCCGCUGUGCCGAGGCCCAGCGCUGCCGAGGCCCCCGCCGGGUCUUACCUAUGGAGUUGGCGGACCGCGGCGGUGGACGUCGUCCUCUCAGCCGGGCCCUGCGGAGAGUGACCCUGGUGAGGGACAGGUCUUCCUCAGCGAGAGCUGUGUGAAGAGGCUCCUGGAGAUCACAGAAGGCUCAGAGUUUCUCAGGCUGCAGGUGGAAGGAGGUGGCUGCUCUGGGUUCCAGUACAAGUUUUCCUUGGACACAGUUAUCAAUCCCGAUGACAGGGUAUUUGAACAGGGCGGUGCCCGUGUGGUUGUGGAUGUGGACAGCCUGGCCUUUGUGAAAGGCUCCAUGGUGGACUUCAGCCAGGAGCUGAUUCGCAGCUCCUUUCAGGUGGUGAGCAACCCCCAGGCAGAGAAGGGUUGCUCAUGUGGGACUUCCUUCUCUGUCAAGUUCUGACUGGACUUCUGUGGAUGGACGCUGCCGGCCAGUGUUGCCCGACAGUCUUCAGAGGGCUUUCACUUUUUUUCCCAUC